Cydia strobilella is the source of this 3064-nucleotide messenger RNA. RefSeq names its product protein FRA10AC1 homolog. The coding region runs from base 155 to 1129 and encodes 324 amino acids. NCBI's taxonomy places the organism in Eukaryota, Metazoa, Arthropoda, Insecta, Lepidoptera, Tortricidae. The record is from RefSeq and is a predicted model, not a curated record. The transcript has 2 exons.
AUGAAAUGAAAAUGACAAAGAGUCGAAGACGCAUCCAUAAAGAGCAGGAGAAGUGCAGUGCAUAAUAUUUUUAGAUGUAGAUCAUAUCAGUGUCAUCUGCUUAUUUAUUAUUUCAAAACGCGUACUUAUAAAAGGUUAUAGUAGUGCGAGUAAUAUGCAGAACAACCCCCAGGAGCUUUCAUGGCAGGCGAUUCAGGCUAUCGUGGGGGUGAAACUUCCUCCUAACGUGCUGCGAUUCGAUGAUAUUGGUUUCCACCUCGUCAAAAAUUCGGUUUCCAGUGCCGAAGACUCCGAUUCGGAUGUGGAAAUCGUCGAAAAUGACUGGGAGUCCGACAACAACGCGUCUUCACGUCCAGACCAUUCGGACAACGAAAAGAUGUCCCCGGAGCGGGCGCCGAGCGAGUCGCCGGUUCUACAUCUCGUAGAGCCCGACAAUAACAAUUUGACCAAAGACUCAUUAGAUUUUAGGAAUUUUUUAGAGAAAAUGGAUACCAAAGAAGUUUCUGAAGCUGAUCAAGGGUCCCAGGUGCAAAAUGACGACGCCGAUAGUUCUAAUGGGAAUGUAAUGUCAAUAGAAAACUACUUGGAGGUCACCCUGUCUACCGAUUCUGAGGCUAGUCAUAUGUGUAGCCAAUGCAAUCAGAUGUUUCCCAGUGAACAACUGCUAUCAGCACACCACUGUAGCGCCAAACCCACCGAAGAAAAGAAAUAUCCAUGUCAUGUGUGUGCAGAAAAAUUCCCUAGUUACUGGGAGCUAAGAAAACACAUCAACAGUCACUUUCCUGGGAUGCUGGACUCAAAAUCUAGUUUCUGCCACCUCUGUCAGAAGGACUACACCAAAACAGGUUUCAUGAACCAUCUGCGCAAGCAUACUGGUGAGAGACCAUUUGUCUGUGAACUCUGUCAUAAAGCAUUCUCACAGUCCAGCUCACUCUCCAUACACAUGAAGUUCCAUCUGAAUGUGCGCAAACAUGCAUGCACAGUAUGCGAGAAGAAGUUUGUAACUAAGAGUGAACUGUCUCGGCAUAUGACUGUGCAUACGAAACAGAAGUCUUAUUAUUGUGGAGUUUGCGAUAAAGCUUUUACCCGCUCCGACAAUAUGAAAAAACAUGAGAAAACCCAUGGGUGAUGGGAUAUCAUGUAUACUACGGUUUUAAACUGUGUUAUGCAUCUGUCAUGGUACUUAGACUUUUAUAUUUUCUGAUAUAUUUCCAAGCCUAUCUUCUUUAAGUGGAAAUACCAUGAAGGAUGCAUUUUGCAGACAAUUUUCCCAUUCUCUAAUUGCCAAAAACUUAGUCAAGUAUGUUUGUUUAUUUAUAAUUUGCAUUGUUUUAUACCAAAUUGAAAAAUCAUGAUCUAGUUCAUAAUUUAGUCAUUAUGGUGUGUUUAUGCGAGUGUCCUCACUCUGGUGUGCUUCUGUAGUUGCUUUGUUUAGGUUAAGGACUUCAUUAUUUAUGCGAUUUAUAUAUGCAUGUUUGGGAUACUUUAGUAUAGUAGGAAAAUGCCUUUUCAGGUGCUCUAUAAUAAGGUCACACAUAUCUCAAUCCAAAGUUGCCUUUUAGAUAUGGUAAAGUGAUAUUAACUUGUGGGUAAUAUAGGUCAAAUGUCCAAAGAUUCAGAUAGCCGCCAGCCUAAUGUUUGCUUAAGAUAGCUCAGGCCUAUUGUGAAAUGGGGUCAACACCACUAAUCAUUGUUCCUGUGUCUCUGCAAGAGCUUUAAAUCUUUAUAUAUUUUGUACAUUUUCUAGAAGGUAAUAAAAAUAUCACUUGUACUUUGUAAAGGACUCCCAUGCCAAAAUUUAGAUAAGUGUUUUUUAUAAGUGACUUGUGUCUGUGUUGUAACCAAAGCAAUAAUAUUUUUAAUGUGCCUAUUCUAUGCAUACCUUUGUAAGGACAAUACCAAAUAAUUUCUUAGAAUAUAUUUAUACAUUAAUGGAUAACAAUAUUUACCACAGAAAAUCAUUAAUUCGUAGUUUUAACCAAUGUAUUAAUUAAAGGGGGAUAAGUUUGCUAAAUGAAUAUUAAUGAGAGAAAAAUAUUGUAAUGUUAUCCCUUUGAAAUGGUCUCAAGUAAUUGUAUGAAUGUAAGCCAAGUGAACAAGUAGAAUGUUAAAAAUAGUUGGCUAAUGUUUACCAGUUGUAUAAUUAAAUUGACUGUAAAGAAACAAGCAUCACAAAAUUAUGAUUUAAUUCUAAAACUGCUUUCCACUGACUGUACUUGUGGGCACACAUUAGCUAGUAGUAUACAGGGUGGCUAAAAAAUAAGUGCAUUCCCGUUGCCAGGGAGGUUUUGGGAUUAUACUGAGCCACUUUUACUAUGGAACUAACAACGAAAUCGCGAAAAAAAAAUUACCCUCCCAUAGAAAAUGGACCAGCCAAAACGUAUUAGAGCCAAAUUUUUUUCCGCGAUUUCGUGGUUGAUCCCAUAGUAAAAGUUGCUCAGUAUAAUCCCAAAACCUCCCUGGCAACGGGAAUGCACUUAUUUUUUUAGCCAACAUGUAUAAAAGGGUUAUUUUACAAAUAUUAUUGUCAUUCAAAUCCUUUUGCUGCAUAAAACUUGCCUUCAAACGCCAAAUAGAUAUUUAUUUAGAUGAAAUCCCAAAGAUAUAUUAGGUGUUUAGUUAUUUUAACAAUUGGCUAUAAAACCAAAGCAUUAUAUAUUUGUGCCACUCUUUCAAUUAACUGGUUGUCAAUAUCUUAUAAUUAAUUAGGAGAAAAGCGGAGGUUAAAUUAGGAGUAUGGAUUUAUUAUAUUUUAAUAUAUUUAUUGUAUUUAAAUAUUUAGAUGUUUAACUGCAUGACUUGUUUAUAGAAUAAUAAUUUAAAAUUGAGCCAAGUGGAAAAUACACAAAAUCUACAAGACUGACAAUAAUAUUCAGAGUAGAUAUUAACUGUGCACAAAUGUUUUAUUUAUUGAUGCGACAUCAAUGCGCUGCGAGCGCGAAUGCACCUUGUUGUAGACUCAACAUGACAAUUAGAAAUAAGAUCCGUUUGAUAUGAAUUAUAAAACUGUUUUAUUGAAAAUGUAAUAAUCUUCGAUUUUAUUAAAGAGUUGUUUGUUUCAAAA